Molecule: messenger RNA, 2775 nt
Organism: Letharia lupina
Lineage: Eukaryota; Fungi; Ascomycota; Lecanoromycetes; Lecanorales; Parmeliaceae
Exons: 1
Coding region: 1-2775 (924 amino acids)
Molecular function (GO): nucleic acid binding; zinc ion binding
Source: RefSeq, a predicted model, not a curated record
AUGUCUCAGAAUUUCAACGGCUACCGUGGUACAUCUCACGGCUCACCACCGCCACAUGCGAACAAUGACUUUACAGGCCUCAUGGGCUCUUUGAUUUCACCUGGCACUGCCCCCGCUACACCACUUCAGCAAGCCUUUGGUAUGCCGUUCUACAACACACCGGCUUGGCAGAAUGGUGGGCAGGGGAACUACAGUUUCAACGUGCCAUUCCAAGGGUCGCCCGUAAAUCAAGAUGCUUGGAAACACAAUGGCGGAGAAGACUACAUGGCUCUCGGCCAACAAGAAGAGGAAGAAGAAGAAGACGACGAAGACGAAGACUCACUUAUGGUUGUUGAUGAUACAGAGAUACUCAAUAGUCUGCAGAAGAACCAACAGCACAAUCAGAACGGCGGAUCAGCAAGCCACACGCAAGCAGCAAACCACGAACCACCUGCUAAGCCCGGGCAGCUCCUCAACCUCGCUUCGUCCUCCCCACUAGCUCUACCUCACCCCAGACUACAGGGCCCGGUAGCCCCCACUCCAGCGUUGGUGACAAAGUUUCCAAUGGUCAACGAUAGCGCUGCGCGUGCAGCGGAGCUGAGAGCGAAGCUCCUGGCUAAAAGGCCUUCGACUACAGCAUCCCCAAGAGCAAGUCCGGCUGUGAAUAGAGCCGAGCUUCCCAACGCUACGCAGACCAACGCCCAAGAGCUGCAUAUAAACGGAGCACUGACAACAAGGGCGAAAGCGGAAGAUGAUUUGAAAAUUGCCGCGGUGCAGGCCACCGCAGCAACAAACGCCGAUGAAAAGUCUACAAGUAAACCCCAAGGACAACCUCAGGGUAAACCUGUCAAAGAUGACGAAUUUGAACACCUUUUUGCUCAAGCCAGGAACGCCGCCGACACUGCCAAGUCAGAAGCUAAGAUGACGAAUGGAAGUCGUCUUGUCAGAGCAAGUGUUGAGAAGCCAGCAGACCGACCCAUGAGCGACGUCAAACCGACAAAACCUGCUGUCUCAGACAUGCGCCCCGCCUUACAGAAGAACCACUCCUCUUCUGAAAUGUCCGAAGGAGAGAUUCACAGCGGUCCUCCCUCGCCAACCGUCGCUCCACCAUCCCCUAAAGCUACAGAGGCCAAGGAGAGCAAACAGGCUGACCAAGACAAGAACGAAAAGCUGAUGCGCCAGAAUGAGGUACACAAGGCGUAUCAACCUCUUAGGAUAUCUAAGCAACCAGCAACAGAGCCUGCAAAAUCAGGCCCAAAGAUGGCGGAUCACUCCAGAGCAGAACAAUCACCGUCCCCCAAAUUAUCGAACAAACAGCUCAAGCAGCAGGCGUGGAAGCAGAAAAAUGGCUACGCAGGAUCUCAUGAUUUUUAUCCAGACUCACGAAGGGAUCGAGAGUGGGAUCGAGCUAGAGGUCCUAACGCUAGAGAUGACGACAGAGAUUCAAGAAGACCAUCAACAUCACAAGCAUCUGCCAAUCUCGCUCAAGUCGAGCGAGACGCCCGACGAAGGCUGUCAGAUGAUGAGAUACGUCGACAACAGCGCACGGAGGAUAACGCCAGGAGAGCAGCGGAAUAUAAGAAAAACCUUGAGGCUCAACGAGCAGCAGCUGCAAAGAAGGCCUCAGACAGCUCCAAGGUGUUUUCGUCACCAAAAGACGUUCGCAGACAUGAACCGGAACCACGAGCAUCGCAAACCACUGAAGGACCCAAUGAUAGAGAUGAAUCAGAUGCGAUCCAACUCAACAUCGACACGCGAAUGCCAACAGUUGAGUCAGCGACUGGCGAACACGACAUUGACACCGUGAUGCUUUCUCCCACCGGGCAAGACAUUGAUGGGGACGAAGAUAUCAGCGACUGGCUAGAGCUGACCGAAUACUAUGACCUAGCUCAUCGCGAGAGAAGACUGACCUGGUUUCGCAAGAAAAGGGCGCUUGACGUUCAAAAAGCGGAGUUUGAACGAGAGGAACAGCUGGAGCUGCAAGAAAGGUCAAUGCUGAAGCGGGCGCAAUCUGUCCUGCCUGCCAACACUCCUCCCAAAGUCACCCGUCGCGCCUCUAUUGUCCAAGCCAAGAUGCCGCCUCCGCCCCUUCCCCUCAAAGAAGCUAACAGUGUGGGUAUCAAGAUCAAGGACUCGGCGUUAUCGGCCGGACUGCCGACACCCCAGACACCUACAACAAUGUUAAAGAGACAACAUGCUGAAGAUGAUCUCGACACUAGGCGCAUGCAGCCUGCUGACAAGAUCGCGCGAACAGAUCUUAAUGGGCAUGCUACUAACGAGAAGCCACUAACGAGUCCUGCCAGCGUUCAGGGAGAAGGAUCAGCCGUCAGAGGAGACCGAUACGUACCUCGACAAGGACGGAGCAGAUCCCCAGGAUUCAGACGUAGGAGCUUGAGUCCCCGUCACCAACGGCGCUCCAGGAGCGCGUCUCCUUAUGGGAACAGGACAUUCUCAACCGGAAACGGAUUUCCGAAACACCUUCGCACGUGCCACAACUGUGGUCAGCCAGGCCAUAUUGUCAACGAGUGUACCGAGCCUCGCCGCGAUGGUAAGGAAUGGAAUAGAGGCUCGAGCGAGUAUCAACAAUGGGUCUCUCCCAACUACCGCGGGCGCAACCCAGUAGCAGUUGCUCGGGGAGGAGGAAACCGCUCGCCUCACCCUCGUGGUGGAGGCACCGGGAAUCGAUCACGAUACAGCUCGAUCGGCAAAACCGAAGACGGAGAGACGAGCAGCUCAAGGGAGAACGUUGGCGGUGCCUCUUUGAAAUUAAGAGACGGCAGUCAGUCUCGUCGAUGA